This is a messenger RNA of Miscanthus lutarioriparius, 966 nucleotides long. The record is from the annotation of a GenBank genome assembly. NCBI's taxonomy places the organism in Eukaryota, Viridiplantae, Streptophyta, Magnoliopsida, Poales, Poaceae.
AUGAGCUCCUCGCCGGUGGCCACCGCCGCUGCGUCGGCAGCCGUGGUGGCGCUGGCCGUCGCCAACCGCGUGCUCUACAAGCUCGCGCUCGUGCCGCUCAAGGCGUACCCCUUCUUCCUCGCCCAGCUCACCACCUUCGGAUACGUCGCCGUGUACUUCUCGAUACUCUACGCGAGGUGCCGCUCGGGGGUGGUGACUAGAGACAUGCUGGCGCUCCGCAAGCACCGGUUCGUCGCGAUCGGUUUGCUGGAGGCACUUGGAGUCGCUUCUGGCAUGUCUGCUGGAGCUAUGCUACCAGGGCCUGCUAUUCCUAUACUGUCCCAGUCAUUCUUGGUGUGGCAGCUUACCUUCUCUGCCCUGCUUUUAGGGAGGACGUAUUCAGCCAGACAAAUCAUUGGUUGCUUCCUAGUAAUUUCUGGUGUGAUUCUUGCUGUUGCAAGUGGAGGGAAUGAGGGCCAUCUUCUUUCAGAAGUCAAGUUAAUUUGGCCAGCGUUGAUGGUGGCUUCGUCAGCAUUUCAAGCUGGUGCAUCUAUUCUGAAGGAAGCAGUUUUCAUUGAUGGUGCAAAACGUCUUAAGGGGAAGCGGCCAGACAUCUUUGUGGUCAAUUCAUUUGGAUCUGGAUUUCAGGCUCUUUUUGUCUUUCUGCUUCUUCCAUUUCUUUCUAAUUUGAGGGGAAUUAAGUUUGCUGAGCUUCCUGCUUAUUUAAAUGGUGGUGCUGAGUGCUUCUUAAAUGUUGCAGAAAGUCCAAUUGAUUGCGGAGGUGCUCCAUUCCUGCCUUUGCUUUUUAUAGUGGUGAAUAUGGCAUUCAAUAUCUCUCUCCUCAAUUUGGUGAAGAUGUCAUCUGCCCUUGUGGCUUCCCUUACAGCAACAUCAGCAGUGCCAAUAUCAAUCUAUAUUCUUUCACUUCCUUUGCCCUACAUCCCCCAUGGCGCGGAAUUAAGCAUGUCUUUCAUCAUUGGUGCCGUG